Messenger RNA from Cylicostephanus goldi, 663 nucleotides. The record is from the annotation of a GenBank genome assembly. Lineage: Eukaryota; Metazoa; Nematoda; Chromadorea; Rhabditida; Strongylidae.
UACAUUCAUUAAUAAAGUGUUUACAAAGACAAACAGUUAUGUCCUUGUCUUUUAGGAGAGGCAUGUGGUUUACCAUCGUUGGUGGCUGCAGUCAAUGGUGACGAGCAAAUUCUUGACCAUAAUGCCAAACGUCCAAGGUUGGAUGAGGAAAAUACCGCGGCGGAGCAAGUCGAGGCUGAGAGUCAGACAAAUGUUGUGGAGAAGUCAACUAUCUUGCUGGAUAUAUGCUGCGGUACUGGAACUAUUGGCCAGUGUGUUUUACAAGAGUAUAGAAGAAAAAAUAAGGUCUGCUGCAUUGGAGUCGAUAUAAUUGAGUCGGCCAUUGUCGAUGCGAAAGAAAACGCUUUGGGCAAUGGGAUGAAUGAGAAUAUGUGCCGCUACGUUGCUGGAAAAGCUGAGGAUGUUUUUCCUUCAUUGCGUUCUCACAUUCCUUCUGGCUUCGAUUUGCAAGAAUCGAACGUUGUUGGAGUGCUGGAUCCUCCACGGUGUGGAGUCCAUGAGAAAGUUGUACACGGAUGCCGUAAGAUGGAUACAAUGCGACGCUUGGUUUUCGUCUCAUGCAAUCCUAGUGCAGCUAUGAAGAACAUCGUCGACCUCUGCCGUCCAACAAGACCAAGAUUCGCAUACAGUCUUCCAUUUUUUUGCUCUAGUCAAAAGAUCUAG